Messenger RNA from Ceraceosorus guamensis, 6588 nucleotides. RefSeq lists its product as hypothetical. Lineage: Eukaryota; Fungi; Basidiomycota; Exobasidiomycetes; Ceraceosorales; Ceraceosoraceae. The record is from RefSeq and is a predicted model, not a curated record. The transcript has 8 exons. The coding region runs from base 404 to 6340 and encodes 1978 amino acids.
GAAUGAAUGGCUGUCAAGCGCCCGCCCACAGCCGCCUUCCAGCUGCGAUUGAUGAUGCUGCUCAUGGCACUUGACCGCAUCAUUACGGGCAUCACUUACACUCGUGACUUCUCUCUUCUCUGGUUAAUCGACACACGCAUCGCUGCGGUCAUGAGCGAAUGCGUGCCUCGUCUCCACAUCUUACCCGCAAGCUAAAGACCGCCUAUCACGCUGCUGUUCGCUGGGUGUGCGCUUGCUGCGGCUGCCGCACACAUCGGCUUGCUCAGGCUGCCAAGUACGACAUUCGAGGGCUGAUAAUUGGCAACGCCUCUGCUUCCGACUCUCGGAGAGGAGAGGCUGUACGACACUCACAUAGCGACCUUCCAGUCUACCCUUCUUGGUUGAAGGCAACGCCCUUGGCAACAUGUCGACAGGCUACAGCAGCUCCAGGGGAGACUACUACGACUCCGGCUCAGGCUCACGGCGACUUGCAGAGACCUCUGCCCAACCUUCCUUUAGUGGGUCUUCGUCGUCACUGCCUGCAGCCUUGGGACUCGGUGCCCCAUCUCCGCAGCCGCAGCAGAGCUCGUAUGCCAAUUCCACCGGACACUGGACACGAUAUGGUGCCGAGGCAGAGCCCAACGAGCGAGGGUCCGCUCACGACCGCCUGGGAUCCUCUAGCGGCUACAGCACACGCGGGGCCAUGACAGAUGUCGAUUCGAGCAGUGCGAGCAACACGCACUCGACAUUCACAACAUUAGGGUCGAGUGAUGGUUACGCUGGCGCUCUCGAAGGGAAUACGGAUCGCAGAGCUACAUCGAGCAGCGGGAUCGCAGGCAGCGCAGCGACUGGCCCGUCUGCUCCUCCGCGUACAUUCUUGGUACCCGUGGGUGCUACUGGUGCUCGACAAAAGCUCAACAUCAUGAGCGCCUCGAGGCGCCCCCGCACCUCCGGAGCGGCUGAAAGGCAACACCCCAGCUCCAAUACGAAGAUUGAUGUGUCUCCAACAGCAUCUGCACUUCCUCGAACGGCUUCGGGGCCCUUGAUGGAUGCUGCACAGCUAGAUGAUUUGCGGCGGGUAGCACAUCAUCCGUACCGCACAGCGUCGCUUGCCUCCAACGAUGCGAGCAAUGGCUCUUCCUUCGCGGCUGGCAGGGCGGGGGCUAGCAAUGCUUCGCUUCGUGAGCGUCAUUCCGCUGAUCGUCGCCCUUCGGUAGCAUCAUCUACGGGGUUGAGCGCUACGCACUCGCAGGAGAGCAGCGCAGAAACGCCUAGUCCUCGUUGGGACGCGCCCUCGCACUCGAUGUACAACCAAGCGUCAGAAGCAUCUAGCAAUUCUUCCUUCACAGAUUAUGGCGUCAGACCGCGAUCAAGAAGCGGUAGCAUGAAAGACGGUCUCUCUUCAUUCCUGCGCACUGGACGCACGCCGACUCCAACGCAGGAGCGCAGCGACACCCUGUUCGCUGCGCGCGGACGAAACGGAUCCGUCUCAUCUGUUGUAAGCGACCAAUUCUUGAUGGGCAAGGGACCUGAAUCGACGAUGAUGAUCGGGGGCCAAUCAAUGCCAGGCGAAAAGAACCGCGCGCUGGGCCAGUCGUCAUCCGCAACCAGCUUGCAGCAGCGCGGCUCAAAGGCCGGGCACACUCAAGCGUCUCGAGGAUCUGAAUCCAAGGCUGCCUACUUGUUGGGUCUAGGAAGUCCUGCGCCAGAACCGGUGACAUCUCCAAACUUGGGCGAGAGCGGCAUGUCCAAAUUCGGCAAAGGGACUGUUAGGGGUCUCAAGAACAUGUUCGGGUCCAAGCCCAAAGAUCGCGCACCAAGCACUGCUGAAUUGAGCCCAUCUUUGCAAAUGAAUCCGCCUUCGCGGUAUGAAGCCUCUACGGAAGCGCGCAUGGGUCUCGGCUUUACGCCGCCACGACAGACGGCAAAUCCGUCGUUUCGACAGUACGAUCAGGAGAGCCAAGCGAUGCAGUACAGCGGUUGGGCCGUGCAAGGAAGAACGCAGACAGACGUCUCACCUACUCGAGAUGCGAGGCCUCCGCGAGAGAACAAUUCAACACAGGGAAACGGUAAUGGCCAUCGAGAACGCAGGCCUAGUGAGCCUCAGUCCCUCGCCUCGGAAGGUGAUCAAUCGUCAGCUUCCACAGACGCUUUCGACGCGCAAGAGCGCUCCAACGAUGACGUGCAGCAUCCUACCUAUGAGCAUGCUCCCACUCUUGAGCUUUCGCUGCCCGUUGGCGGCGGCCUCUUCGGCGACUCGCUCGGAGCUACCGGCGACUCGUCUUCUUCUUCUCCUGCAACAAGUCGGCGGAAUGCCUCGUCCAAUGGUGGUCGAAGCGGCAGUAGCGGCCUCAUCGGCUCGCCUCUUACAGCUUCGCUGCCCGGAGCUACCAACGGUGUGGAAGCUGUCCCCAGCAGUGUCGGCGCUGCACGGUCGGCCAGCGGUAGAAAUCGACAAAACGACGAUGGAGACGCUACGUUCGAUACUUCACGUGAUUCCAUUCGCUCUGACCGCUGGAGUGGGGUCCCACCAGGCUUGGCACCCGGCGCAAAGCUUAAAGCGGAUUCUGCAGAUUCAAGUGCCGAUCACAAGUCCUUGCCACCAACGCCAAUGACCUCCGCACCCUCGACACCACCUGCGCGCCCCAUGGAUGCUGACAGAGCUGCAAGCUUUGCUAGCAGAUCUGCCGAGACGUCUCGUGCUUACCGCAUGGACGCCAAUCGGGGUCUGUCGACUGUCGAUGACAACCCCACGGAAAUGUCGUUCGAUACUAUUAGCGUCAAUAACAGGCGAUUGUCGGAGGCCCCUAGCGCAGCUCCUUCAUCAAAACGCGGUAGCGUCGACCAGACCUUUUCCGCUCGCUCGUCCUCGGUAUUGUCCUCGAGCAGCCCGACUCCCACAUCUUCCCGAGGACCUUUACUGCCGCCCGGACCAGUCUCCUCCAACUUCCAGUCCCCUCUGCUCGCAUCUCUAGCCAGCGUGGCAGUCAGGAGCAGCACACCGACGGGCUCUGCAUCUGCUUCGCCAGCAAAGAAUCCCUUGAAUACCACUCCCCCAUCCACCAUGUCUCCGUCCAGAAGCGAAAGAGAGGUUUCCGUUACAUCGUUGGCCAUCGCACCGAACGAUGAGAGCAGUGGAAUCGAAGCCACUGCUCGCUCUCCGCGGCCGAACAUACCCGCCAGGUCGCGCGAUCGGCCUUCGACUCUGCAACCAGACCCCGCCACACUUUCGCGUUUGGAAGGAACGUCGAAACCUGUUGCGUUGGAGAGCCAAGACAGCCAGACGGAAACGUCAUCCGAACAGCCAAAGAAGCCGUCUGUGGAUGCUGCGACAUUCGUGCCUGCUGGUGCGCUGACUCAUACCAGGCACGGCGUGCCCGUCAAGUCGUCAGCCGGUGCUGCAGCGGCUGCUGCGGCCAGAGCGGAGCUGGAUGCCAAGAGGGCGCGUGCGGCUCAGCGCAAUUCAAGCGCGAUGGACGACGUGACUCCCCGCGGGUCGAUCGAUAGAUCUCGCAUGGCUAGGACGUCACCGAUCUUGACCAGACCUGCACAGCUGCCGAUGACUUCUCCGAUUCAGAGUCGCUUCUCUUUAGCCAGCAGUGCGACUAGUCCGAGCGUGCCGGACUCUACGGACAGCGAUGGCCAAGUCAUUUCCUUCAACAGCAGAGAUUUUGACAUUGAAGGAGAUGACGGAUCACUUGAAGACAGUUCCUCUAUGCUACCGACGAGCGCCUGGACCGAAGUCGACACCGCGCUGCAGCGCUUCAAGGAAGGCACGUCGCCUAGCGGAGCUGCGGUCGAUAAGGGCGGCCUCUUGCGCAGCGUCCUGUUGCCUUUCCUGGCACUCGAAGCUGAGACACCAAAUGUCGAGGUAAGCGGCGAUGGGCCGUUUCGCUCCGCCAAAGCGCGUCGCUCUUUGUUCUUUGAGUGGAUCAGGUACCUCCUGCUCGAGCUGCAGCACGUGCAGACUUCCACCGACCGCGGCGCGAUCUUGGAAAGCAUCGCUUGCAUUAUUGAAAGCCGCAACUUUUCGGUCGGUAUGCUUGCCGACGACAAGGAAGACGAUAGCCGCUUCUCUUCGGUCUUUGGACACAUCUUGUCCUACGCUAUCGGAGAGCUGAACAAGAAGGGUGUAUACCAAAAUACGCUCAUUUUCUCUGGUCGCUUGCUGGCUGUCGCAUUCUUUCGGGUGACGGGAGUUGCCAGUAAGCUUUUGCGGGCCUUGCCAGUCAAUCGCUUUGCUUUGGAACGAGUAGCAGCAGAGGCAAAUUGGGACCAAAAUCAACCACUCGAAUGGGAGCAGUACCAGUCUCGCUUUCCAGAGUCUCUACAGGCAUUCUGUUACCAGGAUGCCAGGUCCUACCUUCGAGUCCUCGACGCGCAGACGGCCAUGACUGAUGGCGACACGGCCGAGAAUGAGGAUGACCGCUACCUGGUCAGACAGCCAGAGGUUGAGGUGGAAAUGUCUGGCAAUUGGCUUCGAAGAUGGCAGUCCGAUGAUUCGGAAUUGUUCUUCAGCUUCUGCAGGAGCUAUCAUCGUCAAUUGGCUGGCUUGAUGUCGCUUCAGAAAGCCUUUAACAAGACAGGCUCGCGACUCUUCUUUGGUGGACCUGGAUACGCCCAUCUUGCAACUUGCGUCCACCAAAAGUGUCUGUCUUUGGUGCACCGGGACAUUCUGUCCGUCACUACACUGUCAUCCCAGAAGAACUUCAACCCGGGAGAGACCGCCAACGUGCUCUCAGGGUCCACGGCCGGCAAGCCGCGCCAUCUCGAGGCUGCCAACAGGAGAUGCACAGCCAUCGUGGUAGACAUUGUGCGGGCACCUAGCAUCAACAAUCAGGUGUUCGGACCUAUGUUGGGCGUGCACGUCAAGUGUUUGGUCAAGCGCACUUCUCUGUACGACGUGCAGAGCGUCUUCUGCUUGCUGGACUGGCUGGACGGUGUGCUAAGUCACAUUGACUCAGCAGAGCUGCACACAGAGAGCCUCGUUGAUGUCUCCUUUGUGAUCGAGAUGAUACAGAUGCUUCUGCGUGACGCUGAUCAUGCUUUAGCGCUGAUGCGUACCAUUGCAUUCUCCUACUCGAAUUUCGCCGUGCUCUCCAGCACAAUGAAGAAUCGAACACGUUUUUGCGAAGAGAUACUGCUCGAUCGACGCAUCUUCGAGAAGCUCUUCCUCUCCUGGUCUUUCACGAUUCGCGCUUACUUUUUGCACCUGUUGGUCUUCCGCUUGGCUCGCAUCAACGACUUUUCUCAUCCGAAAGAUGAUCCACACGGCAAGGCAGCGGUCAGUAUAGCCAGACUUUUCAACCAGCGCCUGGACGAGAUACGUCGGCGUCACGACGAGCUCUCGCCUGCAGUUUCUACGGACGCAUCCUCUGAUGCUGAUGAGCGCAGCGCAGAGGAUCAGGAAGAUGACGCCAUUGCCAGUAGCCUGCAAAAGUCACGCAAUAGACCAGCUUCCUUCGUGAGCACGAUCCGACACACGCCCUCCAUCCGCGGCGUCGAGGCUUCCAACACUGCUAAAGCAGAAAGAAUACUGGGCAUCGGCAUGCCGGACCCAAUCUUGGCGCCCAAGGGCGAGCCGAAGGCCCAGUCGCGUGCAGCCAAAUGGCUUCGAGCACUCGGAGGCAAGAGCAGCGUCCGUACAUCAAAGAACAAGGGUGGCUUCGCAACAUCUCCCUUGCCUGCUGUGCUUGAGAGCCCGACGAUCACGAACGAGCCUCGCAAUCGCACGCCUAGAUUCGACGAGCUCGACUUUCUGGGUGAAGAGGACGAGGACGAUGAAGAUGAUGCGAGCUCAACCGGCAGUGGUGCGAUCGACAAGAACGUCCUUGGCAAUAAAAGUGUCGGCCUUGAUGAUGACCUCGCAUUGACAUCUGCCGUCAACAACAAGUCUGGCUCCGAAUUCAGCUUCCAAGCGCGACCCAUGCAAGACUCGACGGACCGCACUCAACCUGCGUCGAGCGGCGGCAAUAUUGCGCCUGACAUGUCAUUCGAUCUACAAUCACCGACCUCGCCUCAUCCCCCGCCAGGAGCAAGUCUACUGAACGGCCGGGCUUCGCCAAGGCAUGGUACCAGCUCUCCGCGAGUAAGCCGUGCCUUCUCAAGGCGCUCGUCCAUCUUACCCGGGCCGGCAUUGGAUUUGGUAGCGCAAGACGAUCAGCCGCCUGUGCCGCCUAUUCCAGAGCAUUUGCGACAAGGCUAUGCCAAGUCAUUACACAUCUAUGCCAUUCAGAGUCUGCGCGAGUACGAGCAGACUGUUCAGGAGCAUGACGAGUUCUUUGCUGCUCAAGCGGACGCGGCGAAUCCUCAAGUCCCUCGAUUGCCCAUCAGCUGGCCUGCGAUGUGGUCUUCGGAGUAAUCACACCUUGGCCGUGCGAUCUGGCAAUCUUCAAUUUGCACUUCGCACGCAUCCUUAUCUGCUGCUAUUGCUUGCAAGAGUAGCAUGGUCGCUCUGCCUUGCUUUUCUUCAUGCGAUGCAAUCUCAAUACUCCUCUCAGUGCUUGUAAUACCUAAAUAGUUGUUUCAGUGUGGACCCGAAGGCUAUAUAGUGUCUGCAACGCGUGCGGGCUCUUGCUGGCUGACAGUGCUGGAGGUAUUGCUCACGAA